Fraxinus pennsylvanica is the source of this 2232-nucleotide messenger RNA. The record is from the annotation of a GenBank genome assembly. NCBI's taxonomy places the organism in Eukaryota, Viridiplantae, Streptophyta, Magnoliopsida, Lamiales, Oleaceae.
AUGAUCGAAGAGGCGGAGAAGCUCAGCGUCGGUAUCGAUGACAACUCUACAACGACUGACAGUAGGUCACAUGGCAAUGGUGAGAGCACAGGUAGGCAACGAAGAGGAAGCUUAGGAGCUUGUAUGAUUGAGUUAUCCCGUCCCCGCAAUAGAGUGGCAGAGUAUGGGAAUGAUGGCGGCAAUGCUCGGAGAAGGAGUGACUGCAAGAAGAUAUGUGCUGAGAAAUUUUUGUACUUCGAUUUGGAGUUGAAGUAUUCGGGAUUUUGUUUCAUAAGGGAAAGGAUCAUUUUGAGCGUUUUUUGUUUCAAAGAUCUGAGUGAAAUUGAUAUGGCUUGUAUGAAACUAGGAUCCAAAACCGAUGCAUUCCAGAGGCGAGGGCAGGCCUGGUUUUGCACAACUGGUCUACCGAGUGAUAUAGUUGUCGAAGUUGGGGAGAUGUCCUUCCAUCUUCACAAGUUUCCACUGCUUUCUAGAAGUGGAGUUAUGGAAAGAUUGAUUGCAGAAGCAUCUGAAGGAGAAGAAGGAUGUAUCAUUAAACUCUCUGACGUUCCUGGUGGAGCUAAAACAUUUGAACUUGUAGCUAAAUUUUGCUAUGGGGUAAAACUUGAACUUACUGCUGCAAAUGUGGUACAACUUCGAUGUGCAGCCGAGCAUCUUGAAAUGACCGAAGAGCAUGUUGAAGGCAAUCUUAUGUCUCAGACUGAUAUCUUUCUGAAUCAGGUGGUUCUGCGAAAUUGGAAAGACUCUUUGAAAGCGCUCCAAAGCUGUGAAGACAUUCUCCCUCAUGCUGAAGAACUUCAAUUUCCCAAAAAGUUUAUCGACUCUUUGGCUGCCAAAGCAUGCACUGACCCAAAUCUAUUUGGUUGGCCUGUCAUGGAGCAUGGGGGCCCCAUGCAGAGUCCCGGAGGAAGUGUGUUGUGGAAUGGAAUCAGCACAGGUGCUCGACCAAAAAAUUCAAGUUCUGAUUGGUGGUACGAGGACGCAUCAACUUUAAGUUUACCCCUAUACACAAGGUUGAUUUCUGCCAUGGAAUCUCGAGGGUUAAAACAGGAAAUAAUUGCUGGCUCCCUGAACUUUUAUGCGAGAAAGUACAUACCGGGGUUAAACCGUAGACAGGGUUCCAGUGAAUCCAGUAACCGUCUUGCACCAGUGGGUUCGGGAAUCUCACUGUCAGAAGAGGAUCAGAAGCUUUUGAUUGAAGAGAUUGAUCACUUACUUCCCAUUCAGAAGGGUCUAGUCCCAACAAAAUUUUUAUUUGGCCUUCUUAGAACGGCCAAGAUUAUUCGAGCAAAUCCUUCUUGCAUAUCGAACUUAGAGAAGAGGAUAGGAAUGCAACUCGAUCAGGCAACUCUUGAGGAUCUAUUGAUGCCUAAUUUUUCUUAUUCCAUGGAGACUCUAUAUGAUGUGGACUGCGUCCAGAGGAUUCUUGACCAUUUCUUGGUCAUGGAUCACGUGGUUGGCGGUGCAUCCCCAGGUUCAGUUGAUGACGCCCAACUAAUGGGAUCACCAUCUCUGACACCGAUCACGAUGGUAGCCAAGCUAAUUGAUGGGUACCUUGCGGAGGUUGCCCCAGAUGUUAAUCUGAAGCUCCCCAAGUUUCAGUCCCUUGCUGCUGUUGUUCCUGAGUAUGCACGACCCUUGGAUGAUGGUCUUUAUCGUGCAAUAGACAUUUAUCUCAAGUCUCAUCCAUGGUUGGCAGAGUCAGAUAGAGAACAACUCUGCAGGCUGAUGGACUGCCAAAAACUAUCUUUGGAAGCAUGUACCCAUGCAGCGCAGAAUGAGAGGCUGCCAUUGAGAAUAAUAGUCCAAGUCCUCUUCUUUGAGCAGCUACAAUUGAGAACUUCGAUUGCUGGUUGCUUGUUGGUCUCGGACAAUCUUGAUGGGUCAAGACAGUUAAGAAGUGGCUUGAUAGGCCAGAACGAUGGAGUUUGGACCGCAGCUGCACGGGAAAACCAGGUCUUGAAAGUCGGAAUGGAUAACAUGAGGAUGAGGGUUUCCGAGCUUGAAAAAGAGUGUUCCAACAUGAGGCAAGAGAUUGAGAAGUUGGGUCGAGUAAAAGGACCGAGCACAUGGGGAAAUGUCUCCAAAAAGUUUGGCUUUAGACUUAAGUCUCAAAUGUGCAGUGCUCAAGAGGGAUCUGUCAGUAAGCAGAACAAUCCAAGCGUGCAAAGUGAGAAGUCGAAAAAUCUACGCAGCGGAAAGCACAAGAAAAAUAUAUCUUCAGACGAAUAA